AUGGGUGCCUACAAGUACCUUGAGGAGCUCUACAAGAAGAAGCAGAGCGAUGUCAUGCGCUUCCUGCUUCGCGUCCGGUGCUGGGAGUACCGCCAGGUGAACGUGGUGACCCGCGCCUCGCGCCCCUCGCGCCCUGACAAGGCUCGCCGCCUUGGUUACAAGGCCAAGCAGGGCUACGUCAUCUACCGCGUCCGUGUCCGCCGCGGUAACCGCAAGAAGCACGUCUCCAAGGGUGCGACGUACGGUAAGCCCGUUCGCCAGGGUGUGAACCACCUCAAGCCCUCGCGCUCUCUGCGCGUCCUCGCUGAGGAGCGUGUUGGCCGCAAGGCGUCCAACCUGCGCGUGCUCAACUCGUACUGGAUUAACCAGGACGGUGUGUACAAGUACUUUGAGGUCAUCUGUGUCGACCCUCAGCACAAGGCUAUCCGCCGCGACCCCCGCAUCAACUGGAUCGCCGAUGCCGUUCACAAGCACCGCGAGAACCGCAGCCUUACCGGUGCCGGCAAGAAGGCCCGGGGUAUUGGCAAGGGUCACCGCUUCAACAACACCAGCGGUGGUGGUCGCCUCGCCGCCUACCGCAAGCGCCAGACCCUCCAGCUCAGGCGCUACCGUUAA
Malassezia japonica is the source of this 615-nucleotide messenger RNA. It is a transcript of the gene RPL15A, whose product is annotated as 60S ribosomal protein L15A. Gene Ontology annotation, biological process: cytoplasmic translation. Gene Ontology annotation, molecular function: structural constituent of ribosome; RNA binding. Lineage: Eukaryota; Fungi; Basidiomycota; Malasseziomycetes; Malasseziales; Malasseziaceae. The coding region runs from base 1 to 615 and encodes 204 amino acids. Gene Ontology annotation, cellular component: ribosome; cytosolic large ribosomal subunit. The record is from RefSeq and is a predicted model, not a curated record. The transcript has a single exon.